Molecule: messenger RNA, 780 nt
Organism: Suillus discolor
Lineage: Eukaryota; Fungi; Basidiomycota; Agaricomycetes; Boletales; Suillaceae
Exons: 4
Coding region: 1-780 (259 amino acids)
Source: RefSeq, a predicted model, not a curated record
AUGUAUAAACUAACAUUAGUCACUACAGAACGAUUAAUGAAGGAGUGGAACUCACCGAUCUAUGCUUUUUUCGAUCCCACACCCGCUAUCGAGAUCAUCCAUGGACAUCGUGCACAUGCGUUCAAGUGCAUGGCAAAGGGAUGCAAGGUCCAAAUUCAUCAGUUCCUCGAUAAGAAAGAUGCUCGCUCGACAAGUAACAUGCAAAAGCAUGUCAAGUCUUGCUGGGGGGAUGAGGUUUUGCAGGCUUGUGAUGAUGCAAAUAACGCGGAGGAAGUGCAAACCAAGAUCGUCACGAGUAUCCUGCAAAGCAGGUCAAUUACAGCGUCAUUUGAGCGUAAAAGAAAAGGAAAGGUGACCUACUCGCAUAGGCAGCAUACUCAUACCGAAAUGAAAGGAUUUCAGUGUUUAAUGAAGACUGGAAGACCGGAAUACUACAUACCUUCCCCACAAAUGAUAUCGCGUGAUGUGAAACUUGUGUUCGCACAAAUGCGCAAGCGAAUUGCUAAGAUGUUGGGAGAAUACGAAGGCAAAAUGAAUUUUACCACAGAUGCAUGGACAUCUGAGAACCACCGUCCAUUUGUUGCGUUUUCGGUGCAUCUAGAGCAUGAAGGUGUCCCGCUGAGCUUUCCAUUAGAUAUCAUUGAGGUCACCUCGUCCCACACUGGGGAGCAACUCGCGAUUGUAUUCGCAGAUAUGCUAAAGGAGUUUGGGAUAUUAGAGAAGGUAGGGUAUGAAACAGUAAAACAAAACUUACACACUGACCUGACAAACAGAUGUUGA